This is a messenger RNA of Vanrija pseudolonga, 708 nucleotides long. RefSeq lists its product as uncharacterized. The record is from RefSeq and is a predicted model, not a curated record. Lineage: Eukaryota; Fungi; Basidiomycota; Tremellomycetes; Trichosporonales; Trichosporonaceae. The transcript has a single exon. Bases 1 to 708 code for a protein of 235 amino acids.
AUGAAGCCCACUACCUCUGUCCUGGCGUCCCUCUCCCUCCUCGCCCUCGCGGCCCUUGCGCCCGCCGCGCCGGUUCACCACGGCGUCGUCAAGCGCUGGUGGGGCCAGAACCUGGGCUACGAUGCCAUCGCGUCUGCCGGCGCCGACGACGGUGGCAGCGACGUCGGUUACUCCGACACGAGCGCCUCCGCUAGUGACUACGACGUCGUGACCGUCUCCUUCACUGCUGGCAGCGAAGCUAGCUCGAGCUCCGCCCCCGCGAUCCCGCUCCCGUCCGCCGGUGACCUCGUCGCUGCGCCUGCCCCUGCUCCCUCGCCGUCGGCUUCGGCUGCCGUCAACGCCAGCGCUGGAGGCCACCCCACCCCUGUCGGCGAGACGUACACUGGCACGGCGACGUUCUACGAUGUCUCGAACCCGUCCGACAAUGGCGGCGCGGCAGCUGGCUCGGUCGCGUGCUCGGGCCACCUCUACUCGGACGGCGACAGCAUUGUCGCGGUCAACAUCCCGCAGUUUGCCGGCUCGUGCGGCCGCACCGUCUUCCUCAUCGACACCGAGACGGGCAACACGGCCACGGCGACCGCCGUCGACGAGUGCGCGUCAUGCCCCUCCGCUGGCGACCUCGACCUCGUCACCAACCUGUGGAGCCAGCUCCACAACGGUAACACGGACGCCGGCGUCUUCAAGCUCCAGUGGUACUUCACCUCGUAA